Molecule: messenger RNA, 3126 nt
Organism: Plodia interpunctella (Indianmeal moth)
Lineage: Eukaryota; Metazoa; Arthropoda; Insecta; Lepidoptera; Pyralidae
Gene: Ir40a
Product: Ionotropic receptor 40a
Exons: 15
Coding region: 295-2421 (708 amino acids)
Cellular component (GO): membrane
Molecular function (GO): ligand-gated monoatomic ion channel activity
Source: RefSeq, a predicted model, not a curated record
AAAGUAACGUAAAUUCUUUUGGAUAUUUCUUUCCACAAAUUCGAUAUUGACUCGAUUUUAUUCAAGACUCGAUUCCACCAAAUACUCGAAUUUUGUUACGUAAUAAAUAUGAGAAGAAUUCUGAGUACAAUCGCGUUUCGUGGUAUUUAAAAAUUAACAGAAUACAGCAUAAAAUAUCAUUUAACUCAAUUUUAUAUGAAGUAGCAAUAUUUUGUUUAGUAGUUUGUUUGUGCAAAUUGUUGAAGUUUUAGUCAAAUAAAAUUUUGCAUUUAAUACGUAAAUAUUUCGUGGAAAAUGUUGAAAAUUGGAAAUUUUUUAGUUUUAUUUUGUUAUUUAAAAACUGGCCAGUGCUUUUUCGAUAUUGAGGAUAUAAUAUCAGAUACUAUGACUAGAUUGCCUGAUGGUUUUACGUUGGCGUUGAAGGAUAUAGCCGAGGGUUUGCCUGCGAAAACUAUAACUGUGGUUAGAGGAGAAUCUACUAAUAUAAGAUCAAGUGACAUGUUCGAGCUGUUUUGCCUGUUAAGCGAACAUAAGAUUCAGGUAAUUAACUUGGACAUACAUACGGAAGCAAAUAAAAGCAAGUACUAUGGUUUCCUGAAAAAGGCCCUGGAUAUAUCUGAAGAGAGAACAAGUCUCAUUCUCUGCGAAUCGCAUGAGUGUGAAAAUAUACUAGUGGAGUUAACGGAUAACAAUCUAAUCCAUCGAACGAUCCUGUACAUCUUCUUCUGGCCCAGGGGGUUCAUCUCCGACAAAUUUCUGAACACCAUGAGAGAAGCUAUGAGGGUAGCAGUCAUUACCAACCCCAGGAAAAGCGUUUUCCGCGUAUACUACAACCAAGCGACGCCAAACCGCCUCCAUUACCUUUCUCUUGUCAACUGGUGGUCUGGUCGCCUGUACAAAUCGCCUGUGCUGCCCCCUGCCUAUAAGGUGUAUGAGGAUUUCAGGGGGAGAGUUUUUGAUGUCCCUGUGUUACAUGCGCCUCCGUGGCACUUCGUGAAGUACAACAACGACUCGACUGUGAACGUCACUGGAGGUCGAGACGACAAAUUACUAGCACUGCUUGCUAACAAACUCAACUUCAAAUAUAAAUAUUACGAUCCACCAGACCGGAGUCAGGGUUCAAGCAUAUCAGGCAACGGAACCUUCAAAGGUACCCUCGGAUUGAUUUGGAAACGUAAGGCAGAUUUCUUCGUGGGAGACGUGACAAUGACGUGGGAGAGGUUGCAAGCUGUGGAGUUCUCAUUCCUAACGCUAGCUGACUCUGGGGCAUUCCUCACUCAUGCACCCGCCAGGCUCAGCGAGACGCUUGCUAUCAUCAGGCCUUUCCGAUGGGAGGUCUGGCCCCUGGUGUGCGCAACAAUCCUCGUCACAGGUCCUGCUCUAUGGUUCGUCAUCGCCGCUCCGUCUCUCUGGCAGCGACGCCGUCGGAACCAGCUGAAUCUCCUCAACAACUGCUGUUGGUUCACCACUACCUUAUUUUUGAGACAAUCUUCUACGAAAGAGCCAUCGAAGACGCACAAGGCUCGCUUAGUCUCCGUCCUGGUUUCCCUCGGAGCUACGUACGUCAUUGGAGACAUGUACUCAGCUAACCUGACCAGCCUUCUAGCAAGGCCGGCGAGGGAACAGCCAAUAGGAACUCUUCAAGCCUUGGAAGAAGCUAUGAGGGACUAUGGGUACGAGCUAGUGGUGGAGCGACAUAGCUCUUCAUUGACUAUUUUGGAGAAUGGGACAGGCGUAUACGGGCGUCUCGCUAAACUAAUGCGGCGACAACGCGUCCAGCGCGUGCGCAGCGUGGAAGUAGGGGUCCGUCUGGUGCUGUCCCGCCGACGCGUCGCCAUCUUGGGAGGCAGGGAGACUCUGUAUUAUGACACUGAGAGGUUUGGAUCCCACAAUUUCCACUUGAGCGAGAAGCUAUACACUCGGUACUCCGCGAUAGCUCUGCAGAUCGGCUGCCCUUAUCUUGAAACCUUCAAUAACGUGGUAAUGACACUAUUCGAAGCUGGCAUCCUUGCAAAAAUGACAACCGACGAGUACAAGAACCUUCCAGAACAAUCGAGAAGGUCGGAGCCUGUGACAGAGAGUGACAGAGAAAACAGCGAGAUUUCCGGAGACUCACCAACGGCCUCACAAACUCAAACAGAAUCAACGAAGGGUUUGGAGCCUGUGUCCUUGGUCAUGUUGAGGGGAGCAUUCUGUCUGCUUGGCAUCGGGUACCUCGUGGCAGCUUUAGCCCUGGUUGUGGAGAUACAAGUGUACCGACGAAGCAAGUUGCGGACACAGAAGCUAGAACCAGUUGGAAGGAAGGUGUCUACAAUCAGCGCUCUAGGGGAAGUGAGGAAACGAGUGAGGGGGACAUUUAGGAAGAUGGUUCGAUCUGUUUAUGAUUAUAUCGAUAGGGCAUUAGGUCCUGCUGCCCACUAAUAUUUUUGGCACACAUUAUAUAUUAACCAUGGUCUCAGUGUUGGGCAAAAUACUUGUUGGCUUCUGUCUCUUUCUUCCAUGACGCUCGGUCCAGUGCUAUAUCGCACCAUCCUUUGUUGAACUUAUUCAGUUCGUCACUCCAGCGCAUCUAUGGAUGGCCCGCGCCUAUUUCCAAAAAAUAUUUGCGCUGAAAAUUGGCAUUUUUGUACUCUCACUAGAGCAAAAAUAUCCUAGAUUCAAAGUAUUAAUUAACCAAUAUGCCCUAAAGCACACGAAUGUUUCAUAAGGAUGUGCGGUUUUUCUGUAAGUUUGUGUAUAACAGUUUAAUUAACAAUUUAUCUAUGUAGUACACUCAAUAUAUCUUGCAUACCAGCAACAAUUUUGAUUAGAUUUUUUUCAGCCAACUUAAGUAGAAAAAUAUAUAUUCUGUUUUCACAAUAAAGCUUUUCUCACUAUCACAGUGUAACUAAAAUCUAAGAAAUUCUUUAACACAUUCAGUAUGAAAGCAUUUCUUGUACGUUUUAGAAAUAUAUCCACUUGUAAAUAUGAUUUUCCUGAAAUAGGAUUAGACCCUAAGCUUAUACAACCGCCCAUGCAUUGACUCUGAACUGCUUUCUACGUAUUUAUAUCUGUGUGAUUUGUCCUAUAAUAUUUAUUUAUUAAUAUUUUAUAUAUAUAUUCAGUAAUAUCAUAUUUAUUUUUAUU